Dendrobium catenatum is the source of this 2810-nucleotide messenger RNA. RefSeq names its product V-type proton ATPase subunit a3. Gene Ontology annotation, cellular component: vacuolar proton-transporting V-type ATPase, V0 domain; vacuolar proton-transporting V-type ATPase complex. NCBI's taxonomy places the organism in Eukaryota, Viridiplantae, Streptophyta, Magnoliopsida, Asparagales, Orchidaceae. The coding region runs from base 121 to 2592 and encodes 823 amino acids. The transcript is spliced from 18 exons. Gene Ontology annotation, biological process: vacuolar acidification; proton transmembrane transport. Gene Ontology annotation, molecular function: ATPase binding; proton-transporting ATPase activity, rotational mechanism. The record is from RefSeq and is a predicted model, not a curated record.
GUAGCGGAUAAAUCUUUUCUCCAUGGCGCCGUGAUCUGUCCACCGAUCGUCCUGCUGCGCAAGGAUUAGGUUUUUUCUUAUUCUUCGAGGCUUGCUGGUUAGAACGGGAGAGGGGGAAAUAUGGCAGAUCGCGGCGGUCGCGGCGGGGGCGGGUGCUGCCCGCCGUUGGAUCUGAUGAGGUCCGAGCCUAUGCAUCUCGUGCAGAUCAUCAUCCCCAUGGAGUCUGCCCACCUCACCGUCUCCUACCUCGGAGAUAUCGGCCUCGUUCAAUUCAAGGAUCUGAAUGCAGACAAGAGUCCAUUCCAAAGAACAUACGCUAACCAGAUUAAAAGAUGUGGAGAGAUGGCAAGGAAGUUGCGUUUCUUUAGGGAACAAAUGUUGAAAGCUAGUAUCUCGCCAUCAACAACGCCCAUGACACGAAACAAUAUUGCUUUUGAUGAUCUAGAGAUAAAACUUGGGGAGCUUGAGACGGAGUUAGUAGAAGUUAACGCAAAUAGUGAAAAGCUGCAACGCACAUACAAUGAGCUGUUAGAGUAUAAACUUGUACUUCAUAAGGCUGGUGAAUUUUUUCAUUCUGCUCGAAAUGAUGCUGCAGCACAACAUAGAGAGACGGAAACACGGCAAGUUGGCGAUGCUUCUCUUGAUAGUCCUUUGUUGUUGGAACAGGAGAUGCAAACUGACCCCUCAAAGCAGAUAAAGCUUGGAUUUAUUAGUGGCCUGGUACCAAAGGAAAAAUCAAUGGCUUUUGAAAGAAUCUUAUUCCGAGCUACUAGGGGCAACUUAUUUCUUAAACAAGCUCCCAUAGAUGAUCCCGUUAACGACCCUGUUUCAGGAGAGAAGAUUGCGAAAAAUGUGUUUGUUAUAUUCUAUUCUGGAGAAAGAGCUAAGACAAAAAUCUUAAAGAUCUGUGAAGCCUUUGGUGCGAACAGGUAUCCAUUCAUGGAUGACGUUGGCAAACAACUGCAGAUGAUAGAUGAGGUCUCUGCUAAAAUCCAAGAGUUGAAAACUACUAUAGAUGUUGGAUUGCUUCAUAGAGAUAACUUACUGAAGAACAUCGGUUACCAGUUUGAGCUGUGGUAUCAUCUGGUAAGGAAGGAGAAGUCUGUCUAUCACACAUUAAACAUGCUAAGCCUUGAUGUUACCAAAAAAUGUUUAGUUGCUGAGGGAUGGAGCCCUAUUUUUGCUGCAAAUCAGAUUCAAGAUGUGCUACAACGGGCAACCUUUGAUAGCAAAUCCCAAGUUGGAUCAAUUUUUCAGGUUUUGCAAACACGAGAAUCUCCACCUACAUAUUUCAGAACUAACAAAUUCACUUCAGCUUUUCAGGAAAUUGUUGAUGCCUAUGGGGUUGCCAAGUACCAGGAAGCAAAUCCUGGCGUAUAUUCAAUCAUUACAUUCCCUUUUCUAUUUGCUGUCAUGUUUGGCGACUGGGGUCAUGGUUUGUGCUUGUUAGCUGUAACAUUGUUUCUAAUAUUUCGAGAGAAAAAAAUGUCUUCUCAGAAGCUUGGAGAUAUUAUGGAGAUGGUAUUUGGUGGUCGUUAUUUAAUUUUGAUGAUGGCUAUAUUCUCUAUAUAUACUGGGUUGAUAUACAAUGAAUUCUUUUCUGUCCCGUUUGAGAUUUUUGGACCUUCUGCCUAUGCAUGCCGUGAUGCUUCCUGCAGAGAUGCUACUAUUGAUGGCUUAAUCAAGGUGAGACGAACAUAUCCUUUUGGCCUUGAUCCGACAUGGCAUGGUAGUCGAAGUGAGUUGCCAUUCCUCAACUCAUUGAAGAUGAAGAUGUCAAUCCUUCUCGGAGUAGCUCAAAUGAACCUUGGAAUCGUGAUGAGUUAUUUCAAUGGAAAGUUCUUCAGGAAUGCCCUGAAUAUCUGGUUCCAAUUUAUUCCCCAGCUUAUUUUCCUCAACAGCCUAUUUGGGUAUCUGUCACUCCUUAUCAUCGUGAAAUGGUGCACUGGUGCUACAGCUGAUUUGUAUCAUGUGAUGAUCUAUAUGUUCCUUAGUCCAACUGAUGAUCUUGGAGAAAACCAACUUUUCCCUGGCCAAAAGACGUUGCAGCUUGUAUUGCUCCUCCUGGCCUUUAUUUCAGUUCCAUGGAUGCUACUUCCCAAGCCAUUUCUCUUGAAGAAGCAAUAUGAACAAAGACACCAAGGCCAGGCGUACGCCAUGCUUCAGGCCACUGACAAUGGCUCUCUUGAGGAGCAAGAUCACGAUUCACAUCACCAUGAAGAGUUCGAAUUCAGUGAAGUUUUUGUGCACCAACUUAUUCACACUAUAGAAUUUGUCCUUGGAGCAGUCUCAAAUACUGCAUCAUAUCUUCGUCUUUGGGCUUUGAGUCUUGCUCAUUCAGAACUGUCCAGUGUGUUCUACGACAAGGUUCUUCUCCUUGCCUGGGGGUUCAACAAUGUCAUCAUUCUCAUCAUUGGCCUCAUAGUCUUCAUAUUCGCGACUGUUGGUGUUUUGCUUGUGAUGGAAACACUUAGUGCAUUCUUGCAUGCCCUGAGGCUCCACUGGGUGGAGUUCAUGAACAAGUUCUAUGAGGGCGAUGGAUACAAGUUCUCACCAUUCUCUUUUGCAUUGCUUGCUGAAGAAGAUGAGUAGUGCAAUUUUUGUGCAGAUUUUCUGUUCCUGGUUGCCAUAUAUGUAAGCCUGUGCGAGUUGUGAUGAAUGGAAGAAGCGUCGCUAGAGGACCGUUAUAUUCUAUUUUUACUUAGCAGCAAAAAAUAAAGGGAAGGUUUGUUCAUUUUCAAUGCUAGUGCCUUAUCUGUACAAUACGGACGAGUUCUUUCUUGCCCAAAUAAAUAUUGAUUUUUCAUUAA